Molecule: messenger RNA, 3091 nt
Organism: Megalops cyprinoides (Indo-Pacific tarpon)
Lineage: Eukaryota; Metazoa; Chordata; Actinopteri; Elopiformes; Megalopidae
Gene: dnaja3a
Product: DnaJ heat shock protein family (Hsp40) member A3a
Exons: 12
Coding region: 27-1460 (477 amino acids)
Biological process (GO): protein folding; negative regulation of apoptotic process; response to heat
Cellular component (GO): mitochondrion
Molecular function (GO): protein kinase binding; ATP binding; heat shock protein binding
Source: RefSeq, a predicted model, not a curated record
GCAGCCGGACAGCGGGUAGCGAAGGCAUGAUGGCGUCCUCGGCGGCUCGCUGCUCGACACGCUGGAUAUCGGUGGCCGUCUCCUCGGGGCAGCGGCGGGCCUGCUCCACGCUCGGCCCGUGUCGCGUCGGGGGAGCCCGCACCGCCUCGAAAUUCGGAGCCCAGCAGAUCGGACACGGGGGCGGCGCGUUGCGCGGCGGAUCGGGGAAUGUCUUGACAUUGAGAGUACUGUCAGGUGUGAAGUCCCCCCAUGUGUUGUGUAGACUGUCCUUCCACACCAGUGCUCCUGCCUCCAGCAAGCAGGACUUCUACCAGGUGCUGGGGGUGCCUCGCACAGCCACACAGAAGGAGAUAAAGAAAGCCUAUUACCAGAUGGCCAAAAAGUACCACCCUGACACCAACAAGGAUGAUCCACAGGCUAAGGAGAAGUUUGCACAGCUAGCCGAGGCCUAUGAGGUGCUGAGCGACGAGGUGAAGAGGAAGCAGUACGACACGUACGGCUCGGCCGGGUUCGACCCGGGCCAGGCCAGCGCCGGCCAGCAGCAGUACUGGAGAGGAGGGGCCAGCGUGGACCCUGAGGAGCUCUUCAGGAAGAUCUUUGGGGAGUUUUCCGGUAGCACGGGUUUCGGGGACUUCAACGCCAUAUUCAAUCAGCCACAAGAGUACGUGAUGGAGCUGACGUUCACGCAGGCAGCGAAGGGCGUGAACAAGGAGAUCACAGUCAACCUGGAGGACACCUGUCAGCGCUGCGACGGCAAGGGCAGCGAGCCGGGCACCAAGGUCCAGCACUGCCACUACUGCAACGGGACAGGCAUGGAGACAAUAAACACAGGACCUUUUGUGAUGCGCUCCACGUGUCGUCGCUGUGGUGGGCGGGGCUCGGUCAUGACCACGCCCUGUGUGUCAUGCCGUGGAACAGGACAGACGAAGCAGAGACGGACGGUCAUGGUACCUGUGCCUGCAGGGGUGGAGGACGGGCAGACAGUUCGGAUGCCGGUGGGGAAGAAGGAGAUCUUCAUCACGUUCCGGGUCCAGAGGAGCCCGGUGUUCAGACGGGAUGGGGCGGACAUCCAUUCGGACCUCAUGAUUUCGGUGGCCCAGGCCAUCCUGGGGGGCACAGCAAGGGCGCAGGGGCUGUAUGAGACCAUUAACAUUGCGAUCCCACCCGGGAUCCAGACAGACCAGCGGAUCCGUCUCUCGGGGAAGGGGAUCCCCCGUGUCAGCAGCUACGGUUACGGAGACCACUACAUCCACAUCAAGAUCCGCAUCCCCAAGUCUCUGACAGACAGGCAGCGGGCUCUCAUCACGAGCUACGCUGAGGACGAGACCGACGUGGAAGGGACAGUUAACGGCGUCACUGCCACCACUGCGGGUGGGGGCAGCAGAGGUCAGCGGUCUGAGGCAGGGCAGGACAAGCAGGAGGAGGGCUUCCUCUCCAAAUUAAAGAAAAUGUUUAGCUGACAGCCACAACCCAGGUAAAAGGUCCACUGGGAACUGAGAGGAGAAGAUGGGGGAGAGGGGAGGACAGAAGAGCAGGGAGGGCCACACAGAGACGGGGGGGGAGGGGCAGCAGGGCCACGGUGUCCCCGAACAAACCGAACACCACCGUAAGAGACCGAACCAGGACCCAGUGUGGGUGAUCUCCUCUGCUCGACGGAACGUUAAUCACAAAGCGAAGACGAAGCUGCCGAGGCGUGCGGUUUACCGAUGGCGCCACCAUCAGGUCAUUCAUAGUAACACCAUAACACAACAGCCCAGUUAAAUGUUAGCCGGAUUCCUCAUAUUACCUUUACCUCUGAGUAUGGUACCAUAUGGGACUUGACAUCACAGGAAUGGAUAAUUUAUUUGAAAUUGCCUCUGUGUAAUUAUAUAUAUAUAUAAAGAAGUCCUCUCCAGAGAUAUUUUUGGGUUGGUCAGAUUAUUGUUUUCAAUAAGAAAUAUGUAAUUGUGUCUUACUGUUUUUGAAAUGAUUAUAUUCUCAGCUCAGUUGGUGUACAUAUCCCAGCUGGUGUGUGAGUGUGCCACACAGUUGAGAUACAGGUGAGAUCUACAGGAACAUUGUUUCAUCUACUGUUAAUCACAGCCAGGAGAGACUGCUGCCUUCGUGGUAGCCUGUCAAGUCAGGGGUUAACAGGUGGGAGCGGUUGUGAAUCUCCAAGUGAAAGUGUUUGGUUGGACGUACCAAGUUUUUAUAAAUUCUAUAAAACAUGUGCCACGGAUGUGGUCACCAUUUGGUGUACAGUUUGAUUCUAAUCCAGAAUGUAACGCUUAGGGCAGCAAAUGCCCACUCCUGGCUUACACACAAUUUGGCCAACUAAACGCUUUCCCAGAGAUUCGUCAUCAAAUGCCUAUUUACUUCUUACAGGUAACUUUAUGUAGUUGCAGCUCUGGUCAGAUAUACAUGUUAACUGGUGACUGAGGAGUGUCACUCCUUCAGUGUUAAGCACCGAGAUCUUUGAAAGAUACAAUAAUAAUGGAUUGAAUUUAUAUUGUAUUUUAAACCAAUAACGUUUAAGAUGGCUGAAGUAGACACUCUUUGACAUUGUGGGCGGACUGAACCUCGAUCAGAUGCUAUCGAGGACACUAGUAGCUCAGAUGCGGGGGGUGUUCUGUCUAUGAAAUGACUUUUUAAAUUUUUAUAUAGCAUUUAUUUUUGGACAUCCCCCCCCCCACCAUGAAGCUCCUAGGUGUAAUGCCAAUAGCAGAUGAGUCAAAUACAUCAAGUCUUGAGCCAUGAGUCUUGGCCACAUGGAUUAGAUGCUCCUGCGCUCAAAACCCUGAGGUCUGAUUGGCUGUCACAGGACUGACCGGCUGACGUGUUGGGUCUCGCACCUGCAGUUCCUGCAGUGUCCUACCUCACCUGGCUCUUCGCUGACCCUCCCUGACCUCACCUGUUGGUGGUUGCAUUCUGGGGCGCGGUACUGUGUGGAUCAGCUGACGCAGAGCCGAGAACGGGACGGGCUGUCCAGGUGAAUCUGCACAGCACUGCGCCCCAGACAGAACCAGACCAGCGUUCUCUGGUCGUUAUGGAUGUACUCCCGGAUGCAUGGAUGCUGUCCCAAGCCCCUCCUCCUCCUGCAUACACAUACACA